AUGAAACCGUCUCAAUCGAAACGCUCGGACAAAAAUGGCCGAAGGAUGUUUACACCAGAUGAAGACAUGAUCAUCGUGACAAUGGUGAACCUACAGAAUGUCAAAGAUUGGAACCAUAUUGCGAGUUGCUUAAAUGGAAGAAGUCCCCGACAAGUACGAGAAAGAUAUCGGAAUUACCUCACACCAGGAAUCAUCAAUGGACCGUGGACCAGAGAAGAGGAUGAUCUUUUAAAGAAAUUAUUUAAUUCUAUUGGAUCUAAAUGGUCUCAAAUUUCAAAACAUUUCCCCAACAGAUCAGAAAUAAAUAUCAAGAAUAGAUGGGCGUCAAUCUCAAAGUCCCCAAAAAUCGAAGAAGAUAAAGAACAAAUUCCUAUCAAAAAUGCUGUUACUGAAGAAGACACGGCCAAUUUUGACAUUUUCGGUAUUGAAUCGGAACCAUUGUUUGAACCAUUUGAUAUUAUGUUUUAG
Molecule: messenger RNA, 468 nt
Organism: Trichomonas vaginalis G3
Lineage: Eukaryota; Parabasalia; Trichomonadida; Trichomonadidae
Product: RNA polymerase II transcription regulator recruiting protein
Exons: 1
Coding region: 1-468 (155 amino acids)
Biological process (GO): regulation of DNA-templated transcription
Cellular component (GO): nucleus
Molecular function (GO): RNA polymerase II cis-regulatory region sequence-specific DNA binding; DNA-binding transcription factor activity, RNA polymerase II-specific
Source: RefSeq, a predicted model, not a curated record